AUGGCAACUACUGCUCCUGCAGGUUUGCACCUUACUGACUUCGUUAAACGUCCUGGUUACGGUAAACUAGGUCGCCCAAUUCGUGUUCGGACGAACUAUUUCGAAGUAAUUUCUUUUCCUACCAGUAAUAUUUAUCACUACGAUGUAACUAUAACUCCUGAAGUACCACCGGGUUUGAACAGGAAAAUUUAUAAACAUUUUGAGACUCUAAACGCUGGAGCUUUAAACAAUAUUAAACCUGUUUUUGACGGCCGUAAAAAUAUUUUCGCUGCAAGAAAACUUCCCUUUGGUGAAACAGCAACGUAUGAUGUAGUUUUACCUGAAGAUGACGGCGUAACUACUUCCAAACGUCCCCCAAGGGCUUUUAAAGUUAAAUUAAAGAAAGUUGCGGAAAUAAACAUGGAAGAACUCGAGCGUUGGUUAAAUCAAAAAUCCGAGAUCAGCAAUAAUAUUUUGACUGCCAUAAUGGCCUUGGAUGUGCUCAUUCGUCAUGAACCGUCAAUGAAGUAUGCUUCUGUUGGCCGCUCUUUUUACACUCCAGAAGGUUCAAUGGCUCUUUACGGUGGGGCUGAAGUUUGGCAAGGAUAUUAUCAAUCAGUUCGUCCUACACCUGGUAAAAUGAUGAUAAAUGUCGAUUUGUCUGCUACUGCGUUCUAUCAAAGUGGCACUCUAGUUCAGAUUGUUGUGAAGAUUCUUGGUAAACGACAACCCGAGGAUCUUUUUAGAGGAAUUGAUAGAGAACGUAGCAAACUUGAAAGAGAACUAAAGGGUCUCAAGGUCUGUGUAAAUCAUCGUGACGAAAAUAUUCGAAAACGUCGAUACAAAAUUCUUAAACUUACUCAACAAAGUGCGGAUAAAGCGAAAUUUGAAUACGAAGGAAAAAACAUCACAGUUGCACAAUAUUUUCAAAAAGUUAGAAAUAUUCGUCUUAAAUAUCCGAUGCUUCCUUGUGUCGUAGUUAGAAAAGAUACUUUUUUCCCUAUGGAAAUUUGUGAUGUAAUUCCGGGACAACGUCAUAUGAGAAAACUCAACGAAAAACAAACCGCUGACAUGAUUAAGUUUACUUGUCAGCAACCUCAUAUGCGCGCUAAUAAAAUAAAUCAAGGCAUUAAAUUGUUAAACUAUCACGAAAACGAGCAAAUGAAACAGUUCCACAUGCAAGUAGCUAACGAAAUGAAGGUUACAAAUGCUCGUGUUUUACCGACGCCUACUAUAAAUUAUCAUACUUCUUCAAGAGAUCCCGCGGUUACACCUAGAGAUGGAUCAUGGAACUUACGCGAUAAAAAGGUUGCUACUGGAGCGACUCUUGGUUCAUGGUCAGUCAUAGCUUUUGGUAAAGAACAUGAAUUUCCGAUGAUGGGCAUUCAACAUUUUGUUAGGGAGUUGAUUAAUACAUGUAGCGACACUGGAAUGAAUAUCCCAAAUAAAACUCCACCAAUAAUGCACGCAAAUCCGAUAGGCAAUGUCGAAGAAUCAGUAAAACAGGCAUGGACUCGUGCGGGAACAGCUUCAAAACAAAAACCGCAAUUAAUUCUGUGUAUACUUCCAAACACUGGAACUCAGCUUUAUGGUGAAAUUAAAUACGCAUCAGACACGGUUCUUGGGGUCGCUUCUCAAUGUGUUCAAGGCAGACAUGUGAAUAACCCAAAAAAGCAAUAUUGCGCUAACGUUUGUCUUAAGAUCAAUGUUAAAUUAGGAGGAAUGAAUUCUUACCUAAGUCCAAACUUAGUUCCGUUUAUAGCUGAAAAACCAUCAAUCAUGAUGGGAGCAGAUGUAUAUCAUCCUGGACCUGGUUCUACCAGACCAUCAAUAGCAGCCCUUUGCGCAUCUUUGGAUAAUCACGCAUCCCGAUACGCAUCAACCAUUCGAGUACAAUCUUCUAGAGAAGAAAACAUUGUCGACUUAUUCAGUAUGGUCAAGGAAAUGCUAAGAGCCUUUUAUCAGAGUUGCGGAAAGAAGCCAUUUAGAAUUUUAUUUUAUAGAGACGGUGUAUCUGAAGGCCAAUUUAAGAAAGUUCUUGAUAGUGAAAUAAAAUCGAUUAAAGAUGCGUGCAAAUCACUUGAUGCAGCUUAUAACCCUAAGAUCACAUUUGUAGUGGUACAAAAACGACAUCAUACUCGAUUUUUCCCUUUGGAUCGAAAAGACGCGGAUAGAACUGGAAAUUGUUUCCCUGGCACUGUAGUAGAAACUUCAGUUGUACAUCCUGUUGAUUUUGACUUCUACUUACAAAGUCAAGCAGGGUUACAGGGUACAUGCCGCCCCGCUCAUUAUCACGUCUUAAUGGAUGAAAAUGGAUUUACGCCUGACAGUCUUCAAGCACUUUCGUAUAACUUGUGCUAUAUAUACGCACGAUGUACUCGUUCGGUCUCAAUAGUUCCACCUGUCUACUAUGCACAUUUAGUAUGUUCACGAGCUCGAUUCCAUUCGAAAAGUGGUAAUUGGAGUGAAGAAAGUCCGGAGGAAGAAGCCGAGGUUACCGCAGCAUCCUAUAAUCCAGUACGACCUGAUUUACAAAAGGUCAUGUACUUCAUGUAA
Diversispora eburnea is the source of this 2535-nucleotide messenger RNA. Lineage: Eukaryota; Fungi; Glomeromycota; Glomeromycetes; Diversisporales; Diversisporaceae. The record is from the annotation of a GenBank genome assembly.